UCCUUAUCGCCUACAACCGUCACGCAAAACCUCGACAACGCCUUUGUUGUCAAGCUCACUAUUCAGCUGCAUGUGAUCGCUCCCAGCUAAGACACGCCGCGAUCAUGUCGAACAGCAUCAAGGUCGUGGCGCGGUUCCGCCCGCAGAACCGCACCGAGAUUGAGCUUGGAGGGCAGCCUAUUGUGGAAUUUGAGACCGAGGACACAUGCCGUCUGGACUCAAAGGAGGCCUCGGGGGCUUUCACGUUCGAUCGGGUGUUUGAUAUGAACUCGCGCCAAAAGGACGUCUUCGAUUUCUCCAUCAAGUCCACGGUCGAUGAUAUCCUCAAUGGGUACAACGGCACAGUCUUCGCAUAUGGUCAGACGGGAGCGGGGAAGUCAUAUACGAUGAUGGGGACGGAUAUUGACAACGAUGAGGGCAGAGGCGUGAUUCCCAGAAUAGUGGAGCAGAUCUUUGCCAGCAUCCUCUCGAGUCCUGGCACCAUCGAGUAUACGGUGCGAGUCAGCUAUAUGGAAAUAUAUAUGGAACGAAUUCGAGAUCUGCUGGCUCCACACAAUGACAACCUGCCUGUGCACGAGGAGAAGAAUAGGGGCGUAUAUGUCAAGGGGCUGCUGGAGAUUUACGUUUCGAGCGUGCAAGAGGUUUAUGAGGUCAUGCGAAGAGGUGGAAGCGCCAGAGCUGUUGCCUCGACGAACAUGAAUGCGGAGUCUUCACGCUCACACUCCAUAUUCGUCAUCACCAUCACACAGAAAAACGUUGAAACGGGGUCAGCGAAGAGUGGGCAGCUUUUCUUGGUCGAUUUGGCUGGUAGCGAGAAGGUCGGCAAGACAGGUGCUAGCGGACAGACUCUCGAGGAAGCCAAGAAGAUCAACAAGAGUUUGAGCGCCCUUGGUAUGGUCAUCAAUAACCUUACGGACGGGAAAUCAUCCCACAUCCCUUACCGAGACUCGAAACUUACUCGAAUUCUUCAAGAAAGUUUGGGAGGAAACAGUCGGACCACGCUCAUAAUCAACUGUUCGCCGAGUAGUUACAAUGAUGCCGAAACACUGAGUACGCUGAGAUUCGGUAUGCGGGCGAAGGCGAUCAAGAACAAAGCCAAGAUCAAUGCAGAAAUCAGUCCCGCAGAGCUCAAGGCACUUCUCAAGAAAGCCCAAUCGCAAUGUACAACUUUCGAGCAGUAUAUUCAGACACUGGAUGCGGAAGUUCAACAAUGGCGAGCUGGAGAAUCGGUGCCAAAAGAGAGGUGGGCGCCUCCUCUAACUGGUGUCGGAGUUUCAAAAGCACAAUCACAACCGCCAAGACCCUCAACGCCUUCGAGGCUUGCGACAGAGAGUCGUGCAGAUACGCCUGCCAUCUCUGAACGUUCUGCGACACCAAGUUUACCUUUGGACAAGGAUGAGCGCGAAGAAUUCUUGCGGAGGGAGAACGAGCUCCAAGAUCAAGUUGCUGAGAAGGAAUCACAAAUCGCUGCCGCGGAGAAGACUAUUCGAGAUACAAAGGAGGAGCUUGCAUACUUAAAGGAGCAUGACACCAAGACAAAUCGGGAGAACGAGAAGCUUACUAGCGAUGUCAAUGAGUUCAAGAUGCAGCUAGAACGUCUUUCUUUCGAGAGCAAGGAGGCACAGAUCACGAUGGAUGGUCUCAAGGAAGCGAAUGCCGAGCUUACCGCCGAGUUGGACGAAGUCAAGCAGCAGCUCCUCGAUGUGAAGAUAUCCGCCAAGGAAACCUCUGCUGUUCUGGAUGAGAAAGAAAAGAAGAAGGCAGAGAAGAUGGCCAAGAUGAUGGCUAGCUUUGAUCUUGGUGGCGAAGUGUUCAGCGAUAAUGAGCGCAGCAUCAAGAAGGUCAUCGAACAGGUGGAUGCAUUGCACGAGCAAUCAGCUGCUGGGGAAGCAAUUGCGCCCGACGAGUUGCAAGAGAUCAAAAUCGCCUUGGUGGAGACACAAGGCAUUGUUCGACAGGCUGAGCUGUCUUUGUAUGGCAAUUCGGCAAGUGACACCAACGCCAGGCGAAGGGAAGAGUUGGAAGACCGCAUUGAGAAUCUCGCGCGCGAGUACGAAGAUCUUCUGGAGAAAAACCUCAGCGAGGCCGAUGUUGAAGAGGUCAAGCAGAGACUUGCCCACGCCUAUUCGAACAAACAAGAUGCUCAAGUUUCGCUUGUUGAGGACUUGAAGUCUGAACUGGCGCAGAAGUCAGCCGAGGUACAGAAAUUCAAAGCAGUGAAUGAGGAUCUGCAACGGAAAGUCAAGACUGGUGUUGUUCCAAAUGGUGGUGCUAUGGCGAAUGGCAAGACUGUCCAGCAACAGAUUGCUGAGUUUGAUGUCAUGAAGAAGAGCUUGAUGAGGGAUCUCCAGAACAGAUGCGAGAGAGUUGUCGAGCUUGAGAUUUCGCUGGAUGAGACACGGGAGCAGUACAACAAUGUUCUUCGGUCGUCAAACAAUCGUGCCCAACAGAAGAAGAUGGCAUUCUUGGAGAGAAAUCUGGAGCAGCUGACACAUGUUCAAAGACAACUUGUUGAGCAGAACGGAAGUCUGAAGAAGGAGGUCGCCAUUGCAGAGCGGAAAUUGAUUGCACGAAACGAGCGGAUACAGUCGUUGGAGUCACUGCUUCAAGAUUCACAAGAGAAGCUCACAGCGGCGAAUCAUCGAUUCGAAGCUCAAUUGACGGCUGUCAAGGAGCGUCUGGAGGCAGCGAAGAGCGGCUCGACUCGCGGCCUUGGCUCCCCGACUGGCGGAUUUUCCUUCGGGGGAGCGGGAUCGAGGAUCGCAAAGCCUCUCCGAGGAGGCGGAGGCGAAUCUACUGGCACCAUCCCAACCAUCUCAGGACUGCAGAACGAGGCGAUGUCUGGGAACAAGAGGAGCUCGUGGUUUUUCUCAGGGCAGAAGUAAAGAAGGGAUGAAUGAAAGGUAGAAUAGAUGAGUCAUGUAUACCCACGUUUUUCGUUUGUUGAUUGGACAUCAUUCCCUGGGUGCCCCGGCUUUUCUGCAUACUAGAUGGGCAAGGCUGGUAUCGUUAUGCGUGGACGGAGAACGGACGGGCAUAUGAAUGGAGCAGUUGUCGAUAUAGCGCGUUCAGACUGAGUAACAAUUGAGAAUAGCUCAACCCUUGCUUCUUCCUUUCAAGGCCUUUAUCGAGCGAGUGGGUUUACCGCCCUGGAGAAAUGCGAAAAUGGAUGUUUUGUGGGCAUCACUACGCAAGGAAGCCACGUCUUACCUUCUCAGUGGUUCCAGUGUUUGUUAUCGCGAGUGCCGUCCACAUCUCUGUUUCAUGUAUUGUUUCUAGCUGGUGAGUCUUCGGUAAGGAAUUGAAAUUGUGGCUCUAUACUCG
This is a messenger RNA of Hyaloscypha bicolor E, 3324 nucleotides long. RefSeq names its product kinesin-domain-containing protein. The coding region runs from base 105 to 2885 and encodes 926 amino acids. The record is from RefSeq and is a predicted model, not a curated record. Gene Ontology annotation, biological process: microtubule-based movement. The transcript has 3 exons. Gene Ontology annotation, molecular function: microtubule binding; microtubule motor activity; ATP binding. NCBI's taxonomy places the organism in Eukaryota, Fungi, Ascomycota, Leotiomycetes, Helotiales, Hyaloscyphaceae.